UGCAGGCGGGACAGAAAGUGUACUGACAGUGAGAGAUUGUAAUUUCCCACUUGACUUCCUUCCUCCGAGGGACGCGCACCAUGGCGGCGGCAGCGGCCGCUUGUAGUCAGCACGGCGCCGCGAUAUCGGCCGCGAAAAAAUCGCUGACACGCGAGCAAAUCCGGAGGAACCGCGAGAAUUCAAAUCGGAGAAGAGCAGCUCUUUUGUUCCUCAGUAACAUCUCACUGGACGGCCGGCCGGUGCCGAGCGGCACAGCAGAGCGCGGAGGAACGCGGCGGGGCACCGAAGGCGUCCCGGACGGCGUCCCGGAGGUCGACCGGCUUGCUUCGGCGGCGGUCCCGGAGCCGCAACAAGACGCGGAGACGUGCUCGGCUAAUUUCUCCACUUCCGCCAGUUGUGUGGACGUGAAAACCUCGUCGACGACGCCGCUGACGCCGGCUGCGAGUCUGCUGGCCGUGCCCCCCAUCGUCGUACUGCCGUCCGACGCGGAGCUGGUGCUCAGCCGACGCCGUGACUCUGCGCCCUUGGUGGCCAGCGGAAACCUGCUGUCGCCGUCGUUGUCACCGUCACCUUCGGCGUCCAACAGCAGCCUGCUUCCGUCGCCCGUGGGACCGCGGAAGUCGUCGACGUUGUUGUCUGUGCAGAGUUGCAACUCUGUGUCGUCCGAGUUGAGGCAAAGGACCAGGAACCUGUCAGGUGGUUCUCCCAGGCCACGGCACACGAAGAAGAUCCACUUUAUAAAAAAUAUGAAGCAGUACGACACGAGGGGCAGCAGGAUUGUUUUGAUCUGUGCUAAAAGAUCCCUGUGUGCAGCAUUCUCUGUUCUACCCUACGGAGAAAACUUUUACCUCAGCGAGCCCAUGUUGAACCAUCCCCGGAGGCGGCACUCAUCUGGGAAUAUUUCCACCUGCUUGGAGAUGGGACUGGAGGGUUUUCACUUGGAAACGUAUGGCAGGUCGGUGUCGUACGCCCAAUUCCUGUAUCCCACCCAUGCCCUGGUCAGACAGAAGCCAUCGUCCGCCAGCGACCUGACACUGCAAAUUCCGGUAUCCAGGAGCGCUCACAGCAUGCCAGGCAGAAGCUUCCCUCCGAGUCGCCUCAACAGCGCUGUGGGUCUAGAUCUUGGCUUGGGUGAUGUGACGGACUAUGACCCAAACAUUCUCAGUGAUCCACAGUGGCCGUGUGGGAAACACAAGCGGGUGCUGAUCUUUGCUUCAUACAUGACGACGGUCAUCGAAUAUGUGAAACCUUCAGAUCUGAAAAAAGACAUGAACGAGACAUUCAAGGAAAAGUUUCCUCAUAUCAAACUCACCCUGAGUAAGAUUCGGAGUCUGAAGCGAGAGAUGCGAUCUAUCGGCGAGGACUGCAUCCUACAACCUGCCACUAUCGCCAUGGCGUUCGUGUACUUUGAGAAGUUGGUGCUGCAGGGGCGACUCAAUAAACAGAACAGGAAGUUGGUGUCAGCUGCCUGCAUUCUAUUGGCUGCAAAGAUCAGCAGUGAUCUAAGGAAACAAGAGGUCAAACACCUGAUUGAUAAGCUGGAGGAGCGCUUCCGAAUUGGCCGACGUGAGCUUAUCACCUUUGAGUUCACCAUCCUGGUGGCCCUGGAGAUGGCGCUCUACCUGCCAGAGAGUAAAGUCAUGCCGCAUUACAGGCGACUGGUGCAGCAACAGUUGUAGCGGAGUGGAAGACGAGACCACUGCCCUCCAACAAAUGGUUCCUUCUCAUCUAUACAGGUUGGGGAAAGGAAGACAAAUCAACGAGAGGCUAGAAUGGCCAAUCAAUAAGUGAUGAUUUGGGGGCUUGGUGUGAAUGAUCACUAACUUAAUUUAGACACGCUUUCUUACUCCUCUUUAAAAGCAUUUGUCUUCCCUGUCCCCAAGGUAUACAUUUUUGUUCUGUUUGUCUUCAAGGUGAGGCAGCAAAAUUUUAACUUGAGCACUUGGCAAGUUUGUGCUGUGACAUGCACCAUGUCAGUGGUUUGCUGCAAGCCACUCCUGACAGGAAGAACACUGACGACCGUCACGUGUUCACCUCCAGGGGGACACACCUACCAAAGACAUGGAUAAAUAGGACAACAACAUAAUUAAGCUGUUGAACUGAAAAAGCAGAAACAUCUAUAAUGAGCAACAAUAGUCCAUUUGCAGCUCACUGAGCUAUACCGACAAUCACAUUUCACCAGUUUGUGGAGUCACAUAAUAUCCUUGCACACGGGCUGAAGCACUUUUCUAAAGUCAAGCUGCUCUUCUCCAUGUGACUCGAAUGACUGGUGCCCAUGCACAGAAGCUUUCUCUUGGCACAAGAGACUCAUUUGGGCGCACACCAGCUUUAGUCUUCCAAGCAAAACAACCCAAAUGAUUACCAAGGCUUCCACCCUGUCUCAGGCAAAUUCAUGUGACAACAAAAAUAUUGAUGCAGGUGUUGUAUUAUUUUCAGAGGUAAAAGUGGGCGUCAGUAGGGAUCUCGAUGUAAAUUGUGGUGAGCAAUGAAUCGAGCAUUUGAACAUCAAGUGGCAUUAAACCCCUUGGAAGAAGCUACAGUGGUACCUUGACAUACUGUACAGUUGCUUCGACACACAAUCUUUUCGACAUCCGACGUACAUCCGACGACAUGCUCGAAAUACGACGACAUGACAGCACCGUAGACCAGGGGUGUCCAAACUUUUUGCAAAGGGGGCCAGAUUUGGUGUGGGAAAAAUGUGGGGGGCCGACCUUGGCUGACAUCCUUUACGUAGAACAAUAUAUUUAAGCAAAAUUUAGCAAGCCAUUCAGUGUGUCACAUUUGCUCUAUUAUGUUUUUUUAAUGAAUAAUUUCAACAAUCUCGCAACUAGCCUUUGUGGCGUUCUCUUUCGACUCUCGGGCUCUUGCGAAGUACUACUGCUGUGAAAUUAAACUAGCUUCAAGUUGCUUCAAUUUCUCGCUGCGUAUCUUCCCUGUAAUCUUGUCGUACAUGUCGGCGUGUCUUGUUUGGUAAUAUCGCCUCACAUUGAAAUCUUGAAAAACAGCGACUGUCUCUUUACAAAUGAGGCAAGACACAGUUGUUGCGUAUUUUAGUGAAGAAAUAGUCCAAUUUCCACCUAUCCUUGAAGCGUCGGCCAUCAGAGUCAACUUUCUUUUUUUUUGUUGAUUGUCGCCAUUUUAGAAAAUGGAAGUAAUGGGUCACACGGAGUAAUGUUGCUUAGCCCUUAAAUACUUGCAACAUGAAGCAAUUAUCAUAGAAUCCCAAAAUUUGAAAAAUAAGGUCCUAAUGAAAUGUAUUUUUCAAAUUUGUAAAAAGAAAAGUCAAAAUGAAUAUGUGUAAUAAGUGCUCUAAUAUCUAUAAUCCAUGCUAAAUCAUGUUUUUUUCUCAUGGAACCUGCAGAUGCAUGUGUUGACUUGCAUCCAUCUUUUUUUUCUCAAAAAGAAAUGUCAAAAUUCUAAAUUAGUCUCAAAAUCAUGAAAUUUUAGGUGUAUCAAAUGUGAUACAUUUGGUAAUAAAGGGUUAAAGUGCUGCUGCCUUUUAGUGGGUAAAUGAGGAGCAGCAUUUCGUGUAUAAGCUACUUCAUACGCUGGUUGCAGUACUGCUGACCAAUUUAUUAAGGCUGUGUGCGGGCCAGACGUUAUUGAUUUUAUGACCGAGGCCGGGAGCCGGAUGAAAUUUGACCACGGGCCGCAUUUCGCCCCGGGGCCGGACUUUGGACAUGUCUGCCGUAGACGGACGCGCGGCAGAUUUCUUGUGAGAGAAAUCAACACAGGUUCCAAGAAGGUUAGUGCGGGUGAUGAAACAAGCAAAAAGGCGACGCUUACCAUUGAAACAAAUAAGGAUGAAAAUGAUAGAAAAAUCUGAGUGUGGGUGCGCAUCCGUGAACUGGCUCGACAAUACGGCCGUAGAAUGUGUACGAUCUCUACGGUCCUCCUCCGACCUCCGUUAUGCCAGUCUUUAUAAGUUAAGGUGACAAUUAUUAUUGUGAUAACAUCGCCAAAGAAAUUGCCAGCUUCGUCAGGUUUUUAUCAUUUAUUUCAGAACUUGCGCAAAACGCCUACUGUCCGUUGCAGCUGACAAGGAUUUAGUGUAGGUUUUCGGGCUGUGGGACGAAUUAAUGGAAUUAUAAUGUGUUCUUAUAGGAAAAUCCUGCUCGACAUACGACCAUUUCGAUUUACAAACACGUCCUGGAACGAAUCACCUUCAUAUGUGGAGGUACCACUGUACAAUAUUAUGACAAGCAAAGCUCAAUUAACUCAUUGGCUGCUCGCUACUUCGCGCUUCAAACUUCACGCCCUCAGUCCAUCGCGUAUUUUUUUUUUUCAAUUAAAAAAAAAAAAAAUACAGAUGAGCUGUCCCGAGCCGAUCAAGUAGUCUCACUCUCCCGCCCUUCCGCCCUCCCUACCCCCCUCCCCUUCUCUCCCUGCUCUUUGUUCGUCAGGCACUGCACUGGAGUUGCUCAUUAAAGUUAACAAUGUUGGCAGAUGUUUUUGUCUGAUCUUGCCAGAGUCACGAACUUCAAAAGCGCUGCAUGUCAAUCUUCAUUUAACUUGUUAAACAGUUGCAUGGCAACUCAUUGUGUGGAAGUGAGCAGCUAGAGAGGAUUUGAGUAGACUCUCUCAAUGAAGCAUUUAAUAAAGCCAAGUAUUUUUUUACUUCUUUAUUCUUGUUUAAAAAUAAUUUGGUGGGACAGUAACAUGUUUAAAACUUAUCAUAAUUAUUACAUUUGAAGUCCUUAAAAAACAUUUCAUUUAUAUAAAUAAAUAUAUGUGU
Molecule: messenger RNA, 4735 nt
Organism: Corythoichthys intestinalis (scribbled pipefish)
Lineage: Eukaryota; Metazoa; Chordata; Actinopteri; Syngnathiformes; Syngnathidae
Gene: cables2b
Product: Cdk5 and Abl enzyme substrate 2b
Exons: 10
Coding region: 81-1679 (532 amino acids)
Biological process (GO): regulation of cell cycle
Source: RefSeq, a predicted model, not a curated record